Messenger RNA from Clunio marinus, 1044 nucleotides. Lineage: Eukaryota; Metazoa; Arthropoda; Insecta; Diptera; Chironomidae. The record is from the annotation of a GenBank genome assembly.
AUGUUUGAUAAUCCUAAUGGGGUUUUUGUAGCUGGCGAUACAAUAAAGGGAGUCAUCGAAUUACAAUUAAAUGAACCAAAAAAGUUUCGAGGUCUUUACUUUCUUAUCUAUGGUCUUGCCAAGUGCCGUUGGAAAAUGGAAAGAACUAAAGAUGACAGUCAUUUCAAUGGAAAAACUGUUUAUUUGAACACUAAAACUUAUUUAUUUGGUUCACCGGGUGGAGACUCUAUUCAAAUGCCUAGUGGAACUCAUCGAUAUGAUUUUCUUUGUCAAUUGCCACCUUUGAUUCCAGGAAGUUUUGAAGCAUCUCAUGGUCAUAUUCGUUAUCAUAUUGAAGCAGUUCUCGAUGUUCCUUGGUCUUCUAAUAAAGAAUUCAAGUUAGGAUUUACAGUCAUACGAGCAGAUGACUUGAACAAUGAUCCAAGUUUAAAUUUAGCAACAUCUGGUGAAGCAGUUAGGAAAUUUUGUAGUCUGUUCUGUAUGUCUGAGCCACUUUACAUAAAAGUAACAUUGCCUCGAUUGGGCUUUGUACGAGGAGAAGAAAUUCCCGUGACCAUAGAAUUUGAUAACAAAAGUAAUAAAGAAAUUCGAGGUGGAAAAAUUUAUGUACUGAGGAUUAUUUUGUACCACAGUGAAACUCCUUACCGUGCGACAAAAACAGAGGAAACCUGUAUCACUAAAGUUUCCUUUCCUGGUGUCGGGAAGCAGUCUUCAAACGCAUUUACACAGAAAAUCAAACUCCCACAAGGAAUGGUGUUAUCAAAUUCAGCAUUUUGUUAUGUCCUUCAAAUUUUCUACGAGCUCAAAGUUGAAAUAUUUACAAAUGCUUGUCAUAAAAAUGUGAAGUUUCGCUUUCCCAUAACAAUUGGUGCUAUUCCCAUAAGCACUCAACCAUUAAAUCAAACUGCAACUUUUAUGCCGGCCCAAAAUCCUGAGCCAUUCUUUAAUGCGCCAAAUCCUUCAGCUCCGGCGUUUAAUACUAAUGGACAACAACCUUAUGUGCCUUCAGCAUCAGCACCCAACGAAGAUUUGCGUAAUAAAUAA